AUGGGGAAGAGUCGCGAAUAUACGGCAGCAGUUUGUCGCAAUGGAGUCACACUGGGAAACGUGGUAGACGCAUUUCUAUCAGAUGCUGUCGCCAAAAUUCCGUUUCGAAAAGUUGGAGAGCUGGCAAAAGCAAUAACUUUGUGGGAUUCCGAUGAAAAAUUGGAUAUAAAAGAAACAAUUUUGCGGAAGGACCCGUACAACAUGCCUGCUGUGGCAGAGAAGAAGAGUGGGUACCGAGGUAUAUUCGCGCAGUGUAAUCGGUUUGUUGAAGCAACCGAGAAAGUUCGAGCAGAAGUAAAUCGAUCCAGAGGCGCGACAAAAGCAAGAGUGGCAAUAUUUGGAGGAGCACAAGCGUGCACACUGAGCAGAGUGCUGGUGGAAAGCGAGCAUGUAGCUGUAAAAGCAGCAGGGAAGCAACUACAGUUUAGCAACUGGAGCGAACUGAAAAGUAGCCGUUGGGAAAUGGGCCCGUUCACUGGAACUGGAAUUUUUCUUUUGGAUGUGGACACAAAGGAGCAAGAUGUUGAUGGGGAAGUAACGGCGCUACAGAAACUCCCCGAUGUGCGGGCAGUGAUUAUGGCACCACAUCGUAAAGGGCCACGAACAAACACUGCAAAAAAUGGAAGAAUGGUUUAUGGUAACGAGGGGGAAGUAUACGGACCAUUCUUGGAUCUUUGCGGAUUCGCACUGAUCUGGCAACCCAGGAAUCAGACGCAGCAGUACCAGAGAGUGAGUCAAGACUUCGGACGAUGCAGAGGAAACGAGGACUGGAUGCCGUGGCUAAAACAACGCAACAGUGAAUUCAUCCGUAUCGUGCAGAGAACCGCAGAGCUCGGGAUCCGAGCUUCAACAGGAGGCGGCAUGUACAGCGAGCAAAAGAUGGCGUGCAGGAGAGGCAAAGAGCAAUCUAGAAUCGUGCAGCAGAUUGACCUGUGA
Messenger RNA from Gongylonema pulchrum, 936 nucleotides. The record is from the annotation of a GenBank genome assembly. Lineage: Eukaryota; Metazoa; Nematoda; Chromadorea; Rhabditida; Gongylonematidae.